Molecule: messenger RNA, 1744 nt
Organism: Empidonax traillii (willow flycatcher)
Lineage: Eukaryota; Metazoa; Chordata; Aves; Passeriformes; Tyrannidae
Gene: YDJC
Product: YdjC chitooligosaccharide deacetylase homolog
Exons: 9
Coding region: 799-1725 (308 amino acids)
Biological process (GO): carbohydrate metabolic process
Molecular function (GO): deacetylase activity
Source: RefSeq, a predicted model, not a curated record
CUCCCUCAGAACCCCCUCGGGACGGGCGGCCCGGAGGGGUGGCACCGCCGGGGCAUUGCUGAUACGGCUGUGCUGCUCUCACUGUGAGUUUGCCCUUGCCGAGAACGUAGGAGGAGAGGCCAGGUCUGUUCCUGCUGUCCGCUCUGGGCUGUAUGAAAAAUUAUAGCCAGGUCACACUGACUGGUUGCUCAAAGGCCUUGCGGAAAAACCUGCUGCAAGGAGGACUGUCCAAUUAGCAUCAGAGCCAGGAGAAGAAAAAUAUCCUCACAGCGAGAGCACUGUCAGGCAUAAAGCUGCUUGGGGGUCACCAGCCCAAGUAUAGGAUGAUUUAGAAAGUGCAUUAGUGUUGCUGGUUAGUGCAAACAUCAUAAGAUGCUCAGCUGACUCUCUCCCUCUUCCACCAGUCUUGGAGCUGAAAGGUUUUUUCCAAUCCAUGUGAUACCACUCAACUGAAUGUCUUUGAGGUAGAGAAAAUUUUCUUGAAAGUUCUUCAGAGUCCUGGCAAUCUGUGUCCAGUAAUGUCACCAUCUCUAAACGAACUUGACUGAUGCUUCAAGAGCAUAGGAUCUCCCCUGAGAACUCCAAAGGAAUUUUUAAUGUGCAUUUCCAUUCAAUCAGCUGAGGUUUUCCAGGUGCUUUCAGUGAUGCUGGGAGACGACAACAAGUCCUGAAACCUCUAAAUUUGCUACUGAAUAACUCCAAGUUCAGGGAAAGAAAUUCAAGCUUAAAAGUAGUGAAGCACUUGAAGAUAGAGCUUCCGCUGGCUUCUGUGACUAAGAUGAAAGAUGACAUCUAAGGAUGCUUCAGGUGAAGCUAAUAAUAACUGGAGAUGACUUUGGCUAUUGUCCUCGGAGAAACCAAGGCAUCGUGGACUGUUUCCUGGCCGGUGCGAUAUCUAACGUGUCCCUUCUAGUCAACGGAAGUGCUGCAGCAGAUGCAGCCAAGCUGGCAAAGAGAUACAGCAUCCCAAUAGGCCUUCAUGCCAACCUUUCUGAGGGCUCCCCUGUGUGUGAGGUACUCAAGACAAACUCCUCUCUGCUCAACCAAGAUGGAUUCUUCCAUGGAAAAAUGGGAUUCAGAACAGCUCUAUCAAGAGGUCUCCUGAAUAUGUCAGAGGUGAAGCAGGAGCUAAAGGCCCAGGUGGAGCUGUUCCGUGAGCUGACAGGUCACCUACCUCCUCACAUGGAUGGGCACCAGCACGUCCACGUUCUCCCAGAGGUCAGGCACGUGUUUGCAGAGGUGUUAGAGGAAUAUGGGAUUAAGUACACACGUGUCCCAGUAGAGCCAGGCCUUCAUAACUGUGACUGGAUUCCACGAGCUCUGAUGGACUUUUAUCUGGGAGUAGAAGAAGAUUCUUUUAACACAGUGGAUGUGUUUACAAAGCAUGGAAUAAGGUGGCCUGACAUUUAUAUAGGCCUGAGCACCAUGGGCAAGAACAUGUCUGUGAGCAGCAUCUGGAGCGCCAUCAACUCUGCCAUCCUGGAGGUCACAUCCAGUGUGCCCUCGCCUGCACACUCAGCACUGCAGAGCAGGACAGUGACCAUUGAACUGAUGGUGCACCCGGGGUACCCCAGUGUCCCACCUAUUGGUGGCUGUGGGGAAGGACCAGAUGAUUUCUCCCAGUCCUGGGAGCGCCUCCAUGAACUCCAGACGUUAAUUAAGCCGGAGCUGCAGAGCCAUUACAAAAGCAGGAACAUUCAGCUGUGUUCAUUCAAAGAUCUUUAAAUAAAUGAGCAGACAUCCA